GCGUCGAAAGCGCGACAAACUCCCAGGAUUCAAGCCAAGGUGCGAUUCAAGCUCAACAACGCAGGCCUCGAGACCCCAACCGCGCAUUAUUGGUCUCCAACCACUGGACCGCAUACUAUGCCUUACAGACAGAGGCUUCUAGAUGCUCGAUUCAAUUGACCAUGAAACCCUGACGACCACACGCCCCCAACAAUUGGCUUAUGUCCUUGCGCAUCCGCAUCCGCCCAACCCUGCUACUGCGCUUUCCACAGUCCGAACCACCCCUCCGACCCCCAACGGCUGCUCCAACACGCCGACAUGGACGACCACAACGAGGGCCGCCAGCCCGCUUCCCGACCAUCCACCGCCCGAAAACUAGAUCCUGAUGACGAGACUGCAUCCCCCUCAAAACACGAUGUCGAGCAACACCGCCCUACCGCCAACCCCAACUCCCUCAGGCCCGAAAAUAUCCCCUUGCUCCACCCACCUUCCCUCGCCGCCCCCGAAAGCAGCUACCUCGAGAGCCCCAGUAUGAACCUGAGGCACUCCGACUCCCAAGCCGAGAUUAUCGUCCGCCAGCACCUGCAAGAUUUCGAGUCGAGCUUCACCGCCCCGCCCUCGCCCCUCCCGACCACCAACAACGGCCUCGACGACACCUUCGCUUUCGACUCUCCCUCCAAGAAGCCUGCCCCUGAACGCGCUGCUCCGGACGCUGACGAGUCGGCCGACCAGUCGCAGGUGCUGCCCACGUUAAGCCGCACCGUAUCCAGCACAUCAUACGCCCCCGAUGAGUCUAGCCCGCAACCAUCCGCUGCAGACCGAUCCACGGGAAAUGUCGGGAAUGGAACGGCGUCCCUGGAGGCAUUCUCAUCGUCACCGACAGCUGCAGCCACAGCGAGGUCCAUAUCGCGGGCCGUCUCACGGGCAGCCUCGGUCCGGAGUGUAGCCAACCACGAACACAACGAGUCCACCGCAGAGCAGCAGGGGCAGGACCAGUCAUUUGACGACUCCUUGUUGCAACCCGCUUCCGAUGCUUCAAUGUCACAAGCUAGCCAGGAAUACAGCCGAGAACACAGCCAGGAGCGGGCUUCAGCCGACGCAGGGCAGACGCCAGGCCAGUCGCUGAAAAACUCCAAGCCCCCAAAGUACUUGCGGAGUCGAAUCGGGAGCCAGCGUUCCUCUGUCUCGUCCCUCCACACGGAUACCGAAAGUGACACGACCGUAGGAAUGGGCGCCGACUAUGCCCUCCAGUCAGGCGGCGCUGUACCUAGCCUGGGAAUGCCGCGGAGCUUUAACAAUCCCCUGUCCAGGUCCAUCAGUAUGGGAAGCAUGGCCAGUGGUAUUGAGAACCUCCACGAGUCUUCCGGUCCCGCUUUUGGCCAGCUCGAGACCCUAGACGAGGUCGACGUGAGCAUGUCACCCCAGCCCGAGCCACGCCACGACCAGAGCCGGGGGCUACUACAAACACCGAAACCAACCAAGAAGGCACCGCUCGCCCCGCCAACAGACACGGUUAUUGCCCGUCAUGUUCGCGAUGUGCAAGUCCCGGAAUCAUUGGCCAAGGAGUACAAGAAUCGGGGAGGGCUGAUGACCCCAGCACGGCCCGGAACCUCGGACACAGGCGCGUUCGGAACCUCCACGGCGAGCCGCCACGGCAGGAGCCUGACCCUCAAAGAGCAGAGCAGUACCAUUGAGCGCCUAAGCAAGGAGAACUUUGACCUCAAGCUCAAGGUCAUGUUCCUGAGUGACCGCCUAGACAAGCUCUCCGAAGAAGGUAUUAAGGAGAUGAUCUCGGAGAACGUGGAGCUCAAGACAGGGUUGGCCGUGCUGCAACGCGACAAUAAGGUCCUUCGCCGCCGCGUCAAGGAACUCGAGAAGCAGGCCAAGGACGAGGAGAACCGCCCAGGGACAGCUAGGAGCGCCCAGUCCGAUGACGAGCAGAGUGCCGCGUACGACCAGGAGGCCCAAGACCGCGAGGAGGAGCUCAUCUACCUUAGGGAGCAACUAGAGGAGCACAUCACCGAAAUCGAGCGACUUCGAAACGAGAACUUGAACAAGGAGGCUGAAAAGCGCCGCAUGGCCGAAGUGGUGCGGACGCUAGGGGAGAAAACGGGAGAGCGGCUCGGCGAAGAUUUCGAGCGCCAGGAGGAAGCCGACGUCUGGAAGGACUUGCUCGAGCAGGAGACCGCUAGGAGGGAGCAAAGCGACGAAGACAACCGCCGCCUGCGUGACGAGAUCUUCCGGAUGAAGCAGGAGCUCGCGGCCCAGUCGGGCGCCGGGUCGCUGCAUCCGAUGCAUCACACCACAAACAUCUACAAUAUCACGAAGAAGUCUCGCGAGCGGGCCUUGUCGGCCGCCCGGUCAGGCGCAUCGGUAUCCGGAGAUCCGGACGCUAACGGGCCCAUGAGUGUCGGCAGUACGCUGGUUGACGAAAUUCGACGGGAGAGCGAACAACUCCGCCACGAAAAUGCCGAGCUCCGUCGUGAAGUCGGUGCUCAGACGUCCAUGCUGACGUCGAGAAAUCGCGAGAAGGACCGGUUGUACCAGGAGAUUGAAGAUCUCAAGAUGGCCCAGCGACGUGGCGGCCCCGCCCCGUCUACCAUCGACAGUCUACUGGAGCGGUCGGCGUCUCGCGCGGGGGUUCACGAACGCUCGCAAUCUAGGGCGAGUGGCGGCACGCGGGCGACCAACACAGCUGUUGAUGAUGCAGACGUCGAGGAGCUCGAGAACAGGAUGGCAGACUUGCGGGAUAAAAACAACGACCUCAAAUUGCAGAACCAAGACUUGCAACGAGAGCUCGAUGGUUGUAUGGAGGACUUUGAAGCGGCCGUCGAGGCGAAGAAGCAGGCCGAGGAACUGGUUGCGGCGCUACAAGAAGAUCUCGAGACGGCUAUGAAUGACCUGAUGGCGUUGCAGGCCGAGCGGGAUGAGGCCCUGCAGGAACAUUCCAACCUCGAGAAUGAGUUUGAUUCUUUGAGGAAAGAAGCGCAGGAGGAAAUCGACGCGCUUGAGGGCGAAGCAGACCAACGCACGGCCGAAAUCGAACGACUGCAGCUCGACCUCAACGACCGCACCGAAAGCUUCGACUCCCUCCAAGCCGAGAUGCGCAAGAUGAGCGAGGGCCUGGUCAGGCUCGAGGACGAACAGGAGUCAAAGCUGCGCAGGAUACAAGAACUCGAACAAGAGCUCGGGGACGCUAACAAAGACCUCGAAGACCUGGAGGCGAAGCUCCUUGAGGCUAACGACAAAGCCAACCGUCUCUCGGUCCAGCAGGAGUCCAGCCAGGGCGAGAUCGCGUUCCUGCGCGAAGAACAAGAGACCGACAAGAUCCGCAUCGGCGACCUGGAGGCCGCGUUCGCUAACGCCGAGCAGUCUCUACGGGAGGAGAAGGAGCGCGCGAGGGAGCUGGAGCAGAGGCUCGCGACCGAACGGCGGCAGCGCGAGAUCGUGGCCAACCGCGAGAAGGAGGAGGUCCAGCAGUUUGUCAACGAACUGAACAAGGAGGCGUCAACCGCCAAGGAUGAGUCGAGGCGGCUGCGGAAGAGCCUGACGAGCAGGGAGGUGGAGGCGACCGAAUGGAAGGAGCGGCUUAUCGAGCUGGAGAAUAACCUGCGUGAGGCGCUUGGUGACUUGAGCGGGACUCGGUCGAGCCUCCUCAAGUCCAUCGCAAAACUCCAACGCGACCUCGAGAACACGGUACGCGACCUCGACACGACCAAGUCGUCGCUCGUCAAAAAGGACCACGUCAUCAAGCAACGCGAUGCCCUACUCGAGUCGCACGCCCUUGAGUUACGCAAGAUGGGCGAGAUGCUGGAUAAGGAACGGCAAGGCCACCGCAACGUUAAGCACCAGUUCGAGACCUUCCAAAAGACGCACCAGCACGUCACCCGCACUGUCAGUUCCCAGGACCAGCGCAUCGUGGAACUGGAACAGGCCAAGUCACACGACAAGAAGCGCCUCUCGCAGCUCGAAAAUACCUUCAAAGACCAACUCACCGAGCGCAACAAUCUGCUACUCAUUCUUUGGACCCGUCUCUCCGCGCUCUGUGGCACCGACUGGGCCCAUGACAACAGCCUCAUUAACGGGCGCGCCCUGCCUAGCCUCGAGGCCGUCGCCACCAUGCUCCCCGGCUUCAGUAAAAACCUUCUCGCCGCCGUUAAGACGAUCGAGACCAUGGUUGGCAACUUCCAAGGCAAGAUCAAAUUAGUCGAAAAGGACCUCUGGCGGGAAUACCAAACGCUGGAGAGCCACCUCGACCAGCGCACCAAGAAACUCGACCGUCUCGAGGCAAUUGUCCGCAACGGCAUCGUGACAGGUCAGAUCAACCCGCAUUCCAACAGCGAAGCCCAAGCCCGACUCGUCCGGCUAGAAGACGCGUACCGGCAGCUCAAGGUAGAGAACCACACGCUCCGCGCCGCAGCCGACGCCCGGCGGGCGGCAUACGCCGCCGCAGAACACAACGGCGGCCUCGACUCCCCGGGCGGCAGCCCGUCCCCGUCGGUGCCCACGGGCCCGAAAGCGAAGUCCAGCCAGAGCAGGAUCCCGAAAUCGGGCAGCAGAUCCGCACUCUCCAGACCAGUAACAUCAAACAGUCAAACAACCCCGUCGCGCAGCACGAGCCAGCACUACUUCAGCCAGCACCACUCCAGACAGAGUCUCGCUGCCCCUGGGGCAGACGACAUCGGGGUAGCCCGGUCGCGGGGCACCAGCCCAGCCACGCCAAUUAGGACAAGCGGCGGAGGCGACGACGACGACACCCUCACGCUCCCCACCCCCACCCAAGCGUCCCACUCCCACCAGGAACGCGGCCGCGACCGAAGCAGGGGCCGGAGUACCAACCCCCCCAACACCCACCACAACAACCACCAUCACAACAACCCCUCCUCCACCACCUCCUCCACCGCCCUCGCCACAUCAACAACCACCUCCUCCACCACCCUCUCCAACAGCAACAACAACACCCCGACCACCUCAACCCCCACCGCCGGCGCCCUCGCUAACACCGCAGGGUCUGGGUCUGGUGGCGGUGGCGGUGGUGGGGUGGUCGACACCAAGUGGAUGCUGCGGCUGCGGGAUCUCGAGUACAAGCUGAAAGCGGAGCGGGAGGGCCGGAUCAUGGACCGCGGGGAGGCGAUGAAGCGGAUUAGCGCGAGCGAGGAUGAGAAUGCGGCGUUGAGGGAGAAUUUGGAGAGGGAACGGGAGCGGAGGAGGGCGGGGAGGUAGUCUUUUUUUUUGUUUUUUGUGGG
Molecule: messenger RNA, 5225 nt
Organism: Chaetomium fimeti
Lineage: Eukaryota; Fungi; Ascomycota; Sordariomycetes; Sordariales; Chaetomiaceae
Exons: 2
Coding region: 298-5202 (1634 amino acids)
Cellular component (GO): microtubule organizing center
Source: RefSeq, a predicted model, not a curated record